This is a messenger RNA of Nematocida major, 363 nucleotides long. RefSeq lists its product as uncharacterized. The transcript has a single exon. Lineage: Eukaryota; Fungi; Microsporidia. The coding region runs from base 1 to 363 and encodes 120 amino acids. The record is from RefSeq and is a predicted model, not a curated record.
AUGCAAAACUACGAAGGCUACUAUAACCCAAACACUCACUACAGCGACUACGACACAAGGACACGCGCCGAAGACGACACCCCGGGAUAUGUCGGGGGGUCAUGCGUCAAUGGAGAGUGCACAGACAUGGAAUGCCUAUAUAUACCGUGUGGCGAUGGUGUGGUUAGCGGGGUCUGUGGGCCAGAUGCCAACCUGAUCACGUGCGAAUGCGACCCUUUAUCUGCAUUCCGCCGUGGAUGUGUCCUGAUGUGGGUCUGCAUUAUCAUAUUCUUGCUGCUGUUUGGAAUUCUGGAAUUUGCUGGAUCUCUUAAUUCUACCCCAAAAAAUGGCACAGACCUCUUGCUAAACAAUGUUCUCAUGUAG